Mercurialis annua (annual mercury) is the source of this 1327-nucleotide messenger RNA. RefSeq names its product phytochrome A-associated F-box protein. NCBI's taxonomy places the organism in Eukaryota, Viridiplantae, Streptophyta, Magnoliopsida, Malpighiales, Euphorbiaceae. Gene Ontology annotation, molecular function: protein binding. The record is from RefSeq and is a predicted model, not a curated record. Bases 169 to 1140 code for a protein of 323 amino acids. The transcript has a single exon.
AAUUAUUGAUAUCUAACAAUUGUCGGCGUUAGAAAUGCAUAAAUGACAUUCAAACUAAUAAUUCUCACCGGCUCUUUUAUUUCUCUUUAAUUCCCUUUUCCCUUCUCUCAUUUCUUUUUUCUUAUAAAAAUCUAAAACCUUCUCUUCUCUUUCACCAACUCAACCACCAUGUUUUCAAAGCUCUCAGACGACGUCGUACUCAGCAUCUUCUUCAAGCUAGAAGAUGACCCCCGCAAUUGGGCCCGUCUAGCCUGCGUCUGCACCAAAUUCUCCUCUCUCGUCCGUAACAUCUGCUGGAAAGACAAAUGCAACAAAACCAUUCCCGCCGUCAUCAACGAUCUCCUCUCCGCCUCCGAUACCACCAUCCCCGGCGGCUGGGCUUCCCUCCACAAGCUCUCCGUUUGCUGCCCUGGCCUCCUCCACUCCGGCGUUCUCCUCGAGCACUCCGAUUUCGGCCUCGAACGCGAACUCGGCCCCGAUGAUAACUACCGCAAAACAUCUCAUAAAUCAACGCCGGCUGCCUCAAUCACCGCCGUUGAUUCUAACAAUGCUUCCGAAGAUAACAGCGGCUGCUCUUGGUCGCUGUACGAUGAUCUGUAUUACGACACCGUUUAUGAUACCUCCGAAUCACAGUUUCCGAAUGUGACCGCUGAUGCAGGUAAAACGGUUGAUACUAGUAUCGAGAAAACGGUUAUUAAAGGUAGCGGUAGUUUCUCUAUUUGUAAGAGGAAGAAAAUUUCUAGGUCUUUGAGGGCACAUUUAGCGUCUGGGGUGUGGAAUUUAAGUAGAGAGCAAGGGAAUAAGCUGUUAGCCAGCCGAUUUCGAGGGGAUUGUUUGUACAUUUGUGAUUGGCCUGGUUGUGUUCAUAACGAGGAGAAGCGGAAUUAUAAGUUGUUUAGGGGGAUUUUUAAGAAUUUUAAGAGGUCUAGGGUUUGGAGAACGAUUAAUGAUGGGAAUAGGAGUAAGAUUGAUUUGAAGUGUGCUUUUUGUGGGUGUAAACAGACGUGGGAUUUGCACUCUGCGUUUUGUUUGAGGAGGGUUUUUGGGUAUCAUGACGAUGGGGAGCCUGUUGUUCGUGCUUAUGUUUGUGAGAACGGGCAUGUCUCUGGUGCUUGGACUGAUUUGCCGUUGUAUACUUGAUGGUGUUUUUCCAUGGGUGUUUAUGAUUUGGAGUGCUUUCUGUUUAUUUGAGUUCGUAAACGUGAUUCUGUUUCUGUUAGUUUUUUCUAUGAAAAAUCAUUGUUUCUGUUGUAACUAUAACAGAUUUGAUAUUGUACACUUGAGUGGUUUCCUAUUGUUAUCUAUGAAUCUAUGAUACAGUUUUUAA